GCAGAUCUAUUAUCAUUCUGCAUUUGCACUGAAGUGACAUAUGCAGCUUUUAAUUAAGUAUUUCAACUGAAUCGUCAUGGAUUCUCAAAAAAUUUUAGUCUAUUUUUUCCCUACACCAGUGAAGGACAUCAAUUACUCAUGUCAAGUCACUGCAGCUCUGUCUAGUAUCAAUGGAUAUCUGUCAAGUGAUGUGAUUCAAGGAUCUAACGAGAGACUGAUAGCCUGCAGUUAUGUGGACAGCCAAGAUCAGCUGUUCAAUGACAUCAAGUCUACAGUGAAGAAGGACUGUGGUUUGGAAGUGUUUGUGUGCUCCUGCAUUGAGAACACCAGUCACGGCACUGUGAUUCAGGUGGAAGGUAUGACAUGCAACUCUUGCGUAAGGCUUAUUGAGAGCACACUCUCAACACAAGUUGGAGUUAUUGGGGUCAAGGUGUCUUUGGCCAAUAAAGAAGCUUUUGUUGUGUAUAAUUUGCAAGAAACGAAUACUGACAAUAUCUCCAUUGCGACCAAUCACAUGGGCUUUGACGCUGCAGUAAAACAAUCUUUCUCUAUUCUUACUAAGCCCUCUGCUACACCAUCUCUCGAGGCUGCUCCAGCCACAGAGAGGCGGUUUGAUGCAAGUAGCACAACACUUCCAGAGGCCAACUCGAAACGAGUUGCCAUCAAGAAAAGAGUUGACAGUAUCGGCAUUGAUGGUAUGACAUGCCACUCGUGUGUGAGCCUGAUUGAGAGCACUGUGGUGGGGCUCCCUGGAGUGAUGAGCGUGCGAGUGUCAUUAGAGGGCAAGGAAGGCGUGGUAGAGUACAACGAUGCUGUAGUCUCGAGUGAACAGAUCAAGGAGGCCAUAGAUAAUAUGGGAUUCAUUGUCACUUACAUUAUAAUAGUCGUGCGUUUGUUUCUAGAAACAUCUGUUAGUCCAUUUGGUCUAGAGGAUGCUGCAAUGCCAUUAGCUGAUGAGAUUGAGCCAUUUGGUCCAGAGGAUGCUGCAAUGCCAUUAGCUGAUGCGAUUGAGCCAUUUUGUCCAGAGGAUGCUGCAAUACCAUUAGCUGGUGAGAUUGAGGAAUGCCUAGACAAGAAGGUUUUGCUUUCCAAGAAGAAAAAGUCAGUCUGUAGGAAGAAAGAAGCUGCUGAAAAUGAGAGUAGCCAGCAAAUCACAAACAGAAAAAGGGCCCAAAUUCAAGUUACUGGCAUGAGCUGUGCUUCCUGUGUCUCUAUAAUAGAGAGAGAGAUGGGAAAGAAACCAGGAGUCCACUCAGUGGUGGUGGCUCUACUGUCUGAGAAGGCUGAGAUUCAGUACAACCCAGAGCAGACUGACCCAGAGAAGCUGGUCAGGGACAUUUCUAGUCUGGGCUUUGGGGCAAACCUCAUUGCAGACCAAUAUGGAUACCAGCAGGGGAAGAUCAAUUUGAUCAUUGAAGGUAUGACCUCCUCCUCGUGUGUGCAUACGAUAGAGCAGACUCUCCUGGGCACAAACGGAAUAGAAAAAGCUGUUGUUGCACUCUCAACCAGCAGGAGUCAUGUUGAGUUUGAUUCCACCAUCCUUGGACCGCGUGAUGUCAUACAGAUUGUCAAGAAUGCUGGGUUUGAUGCUCAUCUAGGCAAUGAAGGCAACGCCCAAAGUAAUCUCAGUGACAAUCGCUCCCUUCGCAGAUGGUAUAUCACCUUCUUCUUUUCUCUAGUGUUCGGUAUCCCCACAAUUAUUAUUGCUUUCACGUCUGUUGAAUGGCCUGUGCUUACACCUGGACUUAACCUCAGAGAAGUGCUUCUUCUCACCCUUGCCUCUAUUAUACAGGUUUUUGGAGGAUACUCUUUCUAUGUGUCUGCAUUCAAGUCCUUGCGUCAUUGUACUGCUAACAUGGAGGUACUUAUCGCCCUGGCAACCACCAUCGCCUACGUCUAUUCAGUGAUAGUCGUGAUCAUAGCGUCCACAACGACUUACCAAGAUACAAAGACAUUAUUUGAGACGGCACCCAUGCUCCUGAUGUUUGUUUCAUUCGGCCGCUGUUUAGAAAACAUUGCUAGAGGGAAGACAUCCAAGGCUCUGGCCAAACUCAUGUCCCUCCAGGCUACAGAGGCCAGACUCAUCAAGAAAGCUUCUAUUGGAGCUCUAGAAGAAGAGGAGCUUAUAGCAGUGGAACUGGUCCAGACAGGAGACACACUCAAGGUGGUGCCAGGAGAGAAGAUUCCAGUUGAUGCUACAGUCAUCAGUGGCAGCUCAAGUGUAGACGAGUCACUCGUCACUGGUGAAUCAAUGCCAGUAGACAAAAAUAAAGGGGACACUGUUAUCGGAGGCACUCUCAAUCAAAAUGGAGUACUUUAUCUGGAAGCAACUCACAUUGGAUCAGACGCCAUGUUGGCACAAAUUGUGAAGCUAAUUGAAGAGGCCCAGACGUCUAAAGCACCCAUCCAAAGGAUAGCAGAUCGCAUCGCUGGUUAUUUUGUCCCUACCAUUUUAGUUUUGGCUCUCAUUACUCUGGUUGUCUGGCUGGCCAUCAUCAUCACUCUGCAACGCACAACACCACAGGACUACUGCUUUUCAUCUGAUAACUUGUCCAACUUUUCAAGCUCCUAUUUUUACGGCAACUUUUCUAUCAAUGCAACGGACAUUCUUCCCAGUCAGAUAUGUUACUCAAUUAGCAAAGUAUUUACUCACACUAUCGCUGUGCUCCUGAUUGCAUGCCCGUGUGCACUAGGACUGGCCACGCCCACUGCUGUGAUGGUGGGCACUGGUGUGGGGGCUGUCAAUGGGAUCCUCAUCAAGGGCGGAGAGCCACUAGAAACCGCACAUAAGGUGAAAACUGUCGUGUUUGACAAAACUGGCACCAUUACUCACGGAAAGGCCAGGGUUACCAAAGCAAUCCUGUUUGUCAAAGAGGCAAUAUGUACAAGUCCCCUCUUCACAAUCCUUGUAGGUCUGGCAGAGAGCAACUCUGAGCAUCCUCUGGGAAAAGCUAUCGUCAAAUAUUCUAGACAAGCUCUGGGUGGUGAAUUGAGAGGAGAGUGUCAGGAAUUUGAGGCAGUGCCGGGUCGCGGGCUGCGGUGCACUGUGUUGGGAGUGGACCAGUACUCCAACUCUGACACGUGGGAAAACACCAUUCCACUCAAGAGACUCAUCGUUAUACAGAGCUCGACUUCCCUCUUAUCCCUGCAGAGAGGUGGAGCCAGCCCACCAAGGAUUUAUAAAGUACUGAUUGGGAAUCGGGAAUGGAUGAGUGAGAAUGGCAUAGAUGUGGUAAUGGGAAUGGAGGAAAAAAUUCAGGCCUGGGAGACGCAAGGAAGAACUGUGGUCCUGGUAUCUGUAGACAGUGAGCUGAUCUGGUAUAUUGCAAAUCUAACCAACACACACAUGCAUAUUAUAGGUAUCCUUGUUGGUGCAAUAGGCAUUGCAGACAGCAUCAAAUCUGAGGCACAAGUGGCAAUAUCUUCCCUGAAGAAGAUGGGCCACCGUGUGGUGCUGCUGACUGGAGACAAUAGGAGAACAGCUCAAGCUAUUGCAGCAGAGGUUGGGAUUCACGAGGUUUAUGCUGAAGUACUGCCUUCUCACAAGAAGAACCAGAUAUCUGAUCUUCAAAAAGAGGGGAAAGUGAAGGUGGCCAUGGUUGGUGAUGGUAUCAACGACUCUCCUGCUCUGGCUCAAGCUGAUAUUGGCAUAGCAAUUGGAACAGGGACUGAUGUUGCAGUCGAGGCAGCUGACAUUGUACUAGUGAAGAGUAACCUUGUUGAUGUUGUGGCAGCCAUUGAUAUCUCUCGUCGAACAGUUCGUAGAAUCAGGAUCAAUUUUUUCUGGGCAAUAUUCUACAACAUGAUUGGCAUCCCAAUUGCUGCAGGUGUCUUGUCACCUGUUGGUUUUAUCCUCGAGCCGUGGAUGGCCAGUGCCGCAAUGGCCUUCAGCUCUGUCAGUGUUGUCUGCAGCUCUCUCCUACUCAAAUGCUACAUAAAGCCUAAUGUGGAAAAUUACAUGGACAGUGACCCUCGUCCCAGCAACUCGUACGAACGGUUAUCUUUCUAUAGUUCCCAUCUCCCACUCCACAAGAGAGCUCUGUUGUUCCUAGGAAUGGACCGCCUCGCUGGAACUGGAAUGAGACUUGCAGUAUAUAGUGAUGAUAUGCCUGUCUCAUCCAACAUAGAUGAUGACACCAGUAUUGUUGUUUACGAUGAUAGUAUUGUGUAACCUCAGUUACUGUUAUACAACACAACUACUAAUUAAUGCUGACACUUUUUUCAUGA
This is a messenger RNA of Halichondria panicea, 4227 nucleotides long. RefSeq names its product copper-transporting ATPase 1-like. The record is from RefSeq and is a predicted model, not a curated record. The transcript has 17 exons. Lineage: Eukaryota; Metazoa; Porifera; Demospongiae; Suberitida; Halichondriidae. Gene Ontology annotation, cellular component: membrane. Bases 77 to 4171 code for a protein of 1364 amino acids. Gene Ontology annotation, molecular function: ATP binding; P-type divalent copper transporter activity; ATP hydrolysis activity. Gene Ontology annotation, biological process: copper ion homeostasis; monoatomic cation transport.